AUGGAGCAUCCAGUCUUGAAGAUGGCGGUGGCCAUCUUUUCUUUCGUAUAUGGAAUAUUCACGUCGGUGAGAUACGGAGUCACUGCAGUCCUCAGUGGUGUGCCGUUUCGACAAACCACUGAAAAGGAGCGGUUGGAGUUUCAACUCGCAUCAGAUAGAUUCUGGAAUCUCUCAAAGAAUUGGAAGAAUUUCUCACAUUGGUUUAUGACUUUGCGGAAUGGGUUCAAAGUCCACUAUCUUGCAAACGCCUCGCCUGAUGAAACCGUCGCCUCAAACACUGGGAACCAGCCGCUGGUCAUAUUCCUGCAUGGAUUUCCGGAUAGCUGGGCCAUAUGGCGGCACCUCCUCUCGUCGAGCUCAAUUGGAGAGAAGAGCGUGAUGCUUGCACCGGACUUACCUGGAUACGGGGGCACGGAUUCGUUGGACGUAUAUGGUCCUACAGAAAUCCUGGAGACGUUGACAGAGUUCAUAGCCACCGUGAGAGACCAAUACAACGUCUGCGAUGGCGAUGGCCGAACCAAGAGGAGAGUUAUUAUAGUAGCUCAUGACUGGGGAGCUAUACUCGCUUUCCGCCUAGCUGCAGAAGCCCCCCAGCUGGCAGAUAGGUUCAUCAUCUCCAAUGGAGUCCUGCCUGGCUUGAUGCAAGACAAUAUCUCCCUAUCGAUCGAGUCAGCGCACAAGAUGUUUAAGACUUUCCUCAGGGAACCAUGGCGCUCGCGGCAUGUGUUGUGCAAGUCUAUCAAGGCUCUAGCCCCAGUACUCCGCCAACUGAAGAAGUCCCAAUAUAUAUUCGUCUUCCAUCUACCCGUACCGUUAGUUCGCUAUGUUGGCCAUGGAGGCAAUUAUUCGUUUUUAAGGUCGAUCCACGAGCUAGCUGCAGGGAAAACCGGCGAAUUUACAGUGCGAGAUGCACAAGAAGCCAUGGCAAGCACUCUGGGGCCUAGCAUUGAAGAGCUCAAGACCAAGACGGCGGAGGGAGAGGCAUACUCUGAAUCUGUCCGCAUUCGCGCUGAACAAGGGAACUUCAAGGACACAACGUCAUACUACCGCCAUGGAGCAGUAUCAGGCCCUUGGCAUAAGUCUCUGGAAACCAUCUCUGCCUUACAUAGCAUCUGCCCUGAUGAACGCCGGAGAACAAGCUGCGGAACAGGCGUGUUCGACCCUGCCCCUGGGGCUCUAAAGGCAAACGCCACACUGCUAUGGGGCAUGCUAGACCCUGCGAUCGAUAGUCAUUUGGCCCUGGAUGGAAUAGCCGAUCGACUUAUCCAGGGAAGUCAGGUAAUCGUGCUGCCUCGAUCCGGCCAUUUCACGCCCAUGGAAGUGGAGGGCCGAGGAGCCCUUGAAGAAACAGUGCUAUGGGCCGUCGAGGGUGAGACAGGCGAUGUUGGCCAAGCUGUCUUGUCUGUGUACCCUGAAGCGAGAUUGGUCGCCCGUCAGUAA
Molecule: messenger RNA, 1440 nt
Organism: Trichophyton rubrum CBS 118892
Lineage: Eukaryota; Fungi; Ascomycota; Eurotiomycetes; Onygenales; Arthrodermataceae
Exons: 3
Coding region: 1-1440 (479 amino acids)
Source: RefSeq, a predicted model, not a curated record